Molecule: messenger RNA, 2100 nt
Organism: Coccomyxa subellipsoidea C-169
Lineage: Eukaryota; Viridiplantae; Chlorophyta; Trebouxiophyceae; Coccomyxaceae
Product: WD40 repeat-like protein
Exons: 10
Coding region: 182-1510 (442 amino acids)
Molecular function (GO): protein binding
Source: RefSeq, a predicted model, not a curated record
GGAGAAAAUUCAAUAGUUCUGGUAUAUAUUCACUACUUUUGUGGGCUAUAGCCAGCUUCACGAGCACUGAGCAGAAGCAAAUUACCUUGGAUACAACCCCAAGUGCUCUGCACCUUGUACUAGUAGGAAGGGGCUUCAUUGGGAGAGCGAUCCGUCAAUGGUCAAGGUGAGAUGAGAAUCUAUGGAUCCAGACAUUCCAUUGUUGGAUGAGGACGAGGGAGACGGAGGAGAAGCCCAAGGAAGCAGGAGUGAUUCUGAGCAAGAUAACGAUGUCGACUUUGAGGGAUUUGUCAUGGAUGAUGAUGGCCUGAUAACCACAAAAUACGACGUCGAACAAGGAUUGGAUCCCCAAAAUAUUCCCUGGGACAGGCUCCAGGUGUCUCGGCAGCGCUACAGGGAGACUCGAUUGGAGCAGUAUCACAAUUACGUGAAUCUGAGAGAGUCCGUGGACCAAAAUCAGGAACGGCUCAAUAAAGAGAAGACAGAGGUUGUCAAGGAUGGGAACUUCUACGGAUUUCACCAGAAUCUUCAAUCUGUGCGGUCAGACAUCGCCCACUUUCAGUUGCGGCAUUUGCUGUGGACCACUUCAAAGCACGAUGUUUACACAACAAAUGAGAACUGCAUCAAUCACUACAGCACAGUGGCCCGCCGGUCCACAAAGGUGCUGGACUUGAGCGGAGCAAGCACGGACAGCAGGUCUUCAGGGUUGGGACGAGUGCAGAUCAGCACAUUCUGUGUGCGGCAUGACCUCGUGGCAGCAGGCGGCUUUGCAGGGGAGCUGAUUGUGGCAAACCUUAAGAAGAAAGGCCUGCAAUGCAGCAAGCGGGUGACCACAAGCGAAAUGGGCAUCACAAAUGGCAUUGACAUCUUCCAGGGCCACUCUGGCGGCAUCAGCAUCAUGACUGCCAACAAUGACAAUGUGGUUCGAAUUUUUGACUCGGAGAAAUUUGCACUGCAGAGCCAGCGCAAGUUUGAGUGGCCAGUGAAUCUGGCGGUAGCAAAUCCGUGCGAGGGCAGCUCUCUGGCAAUCGUGGUGGGCGAUGACCCGCAUGCCCUUUUGUUGGACCUGCGGACCGAGGCGCCGGCCAUGCGGCUGAAGGGGCACCUUGACUACUCGUUCGCAGCAUCUUGGCACCCCAAUGAUGGCCACACUGACACGAGCACCAGGAUCUGGGAUCUGCGCAAGCCGAAUGAGAGCAGGGCAAUCUUGUGCGGCAAUAUGGGGGCUGUGCGCUCCCUCAGAUACUCCCAUGAUGGCAGAUUCCUGGCCGCCACUGAGCCAGCAGACUUUGUGCGGCUGUAUGACGUCGAAUCAGACUACACCAGGUGCCAGGAGAUUGACCUGUUUGGGGAGAUUGGCGGCUGCUCCUUCACCCCUGAUGGUUACGCGUUCUUCCUGUGUGUGGCGGAUGUGGUCUACAGCUCACUCAUGGAGUUCACCACAUCAAGUGUCAAGCGGACAUCUUCCCAAAAAGUGCAGCAAGCAAGCAUACGCGAGCCCACACCCUAAUCCGCCGUUUGUCUGUGGCGCACAUGCUGGACGUGCUGGCCCAAGGCUAUGAAUGGAUCUGCUUCUGGAGGCUUCCUGUACUAUAGAACAACAGUGUCAAAAUAAGUUAAAAACAUAAGUGUUUCAAGCCUGCCAUUUGCAGGAUGAGCGCGUGCUGUGUGCAUCCAUUUUGCAGUGACUAGUUUUGUAUAGUGAGCAUAAUUUGGACAGGCAUGUGCGCAGCUUGUAUGACUCGUAUAAAGUAUGACAGAGCGUGCUUGCAGGCGCUGCCGGCAUUAGUGCACAGCGCCGUGCUAUAGCGCAUGUCAAGAACUCAAGUAUCACCGUAGUGUACAUGUGCCGCCUCACAUAUGAAUACCAAACUGCACCGUGCACCGUAAGUGACUCUAGUAAUUCCUUGGGGGUGCAGUGGGAAUAGAGUUGUUCUCGGACGUGUAAAUAUACACUGUAUGUUGUUGUUGCAAACCAGAAUGUUUGCCGACAAGCAAUGCUUUGCAAGAAGCGUUCUUGAAGAAGGAUGUGUAUUGUGCCUUAUAAGGCGACAGGUCACCUGUUGACCGGGAAGUAUCAUGUAAUCGAUACGUAUGUAU